This is a messenger RNA of Orbilia oligospora ATCC 24927, 228 nucleotides long. RefSeq lists its product as uncharacterized. The record is from RefSeq and is a predicted model, not a curated record. The coding region runs from base 1 to 228 and encodes 75 amino acids. Lineage: Eukaryota; Fungi; Ascomycota; Orbiliomycetes; Orbiliales; Orbiliaceae. The transcript has 2 exons.
AUGUUGAGUAUCAAGCGCAAGCAUGUACGCACACUGCCCGUUCCGUCAGCUGUGAUCCGUCUCGACCCGGCGAAGCAGCUCAGCCGUAUAACAGCAGUCGAAGCGAAGUUCUCAUUCCGUAUCGUAUCCCCAUCCCAGCAUCCCAGAGGCCUUCCUAAGGAUCAGGCUCCAAGGAAUUAUGCGUCUGGUGACACACACCUCGUCUGGGCCGCCCCACCAUCAGCGUAA